This is a messenger RNA of Aspergillus vadensis CBS 113365, 1271 nucleotides long. Its product is annotated as DNA-directed RNA polymerase III subunit C31. The transcript is spliced from 2 exons. The record is from RefSeq and is a predicted model, not a curated record. Gene Ontology annotation, biological process: transcription by RNA polymerase III. Bases 443 to 1108 code for a protein of 221 amino acids. NCBI's taxonomy places the organism in Eukaryota, Fungi, Ascomycota, Eurotiomycetes, Eurotiales, Aspergillaceae. Gene Ontology annotation, cellular component: RNA polymerase III complex.
CAUGGCGCAGUGAACGCCCGCCAGCGCUUCGGCCUUUUCCUUCCUGGACGUUAAACAACCUGGCCCCCAACGGAGCCAUCUCCAACCGAUUGACAAUAAGGGGUUUAUUCCCAGUGAAUAAUCUUAUUGCCCGACAUGUCCCGAUUCGGCGCAAAGAAAGGCAGAAAGCUCCCCGGAGCCGAAUUCACUUGGGAGGCAGAUCCCAGCGGAGAAAAUGAUACGGCGCCGACGCCUUUGUUCCCUGUAUGUUUUGGGUCGAUGUGAUGUGAUGUGAUAUAUUUGCUUCUUUGUUUGGUUGCUUUGUCACAUGGGUGCUUCGUUGCGUCUGCCGAUGUCGUUCACAUUCACCCUGCCGCUACUGCUGCUGUUGUUGUUAUUGUCAUAGCAGUCUGGCUUGCUGCUGCUACUAUUCUUCGAUUAAGGAAAGGAAGGGGCUCUAAUCAUGUCAUUGUACAAACAGAAAUACACCGUCCCUCGCGCCAGACCGCUCUCCUCGCAGGAACAAUUGCAGGUGGAUUUCUAUCGCACUCUCCGGGAACGGUUCCACGAUGGCCCCUAUUACUCGAUUCUUGAGGGGGCGGGGUCGACGAUGAAGAAGGAUAGUGCGGCGCGGGCGAACUUCGAUCCGUUCCAUGGCAUGCCGAGUUAUUCGGGCAAGUAUCAGAAGAAGAAGAGGGCGUUGCCGAGGUUACAGGGGAGGCAGUAUGUUAUGAAGUUCUUCCCCCGCGAAUUGUGGCAGACGAUUCAGCCGACUUUCAAGCCCGAUGCCGCGAUGGAUGGGUACGUGCCGCAGGUGGCGCGGGCUGGGGUGAAGCGGGGAUUUGAGGACGAUGAUGAAGAGGAGGAUGACGAUGCGGCGAAGCGGGCGAAGGCUGGUGGUGAGGAGGGUGAGGGGGCUGAGGAUGAUGAUGAUGGGGACGGGGAUAUUCUGGAUCCGGAGGAGGAGCAGGAAGGCGAGGAGGAGAUUGAAGAUGAUGACUUUGAGGAUGAUGAUGAUGAGAUGGGUGGGGAUUAUAACGCUGAGCAGUACUUUGAUGGUGGUGAUGAUGAAUACGGGGAUGAUGGGUUCGGAGAUGGUGGUGGUGGCGGCGAGGAGGAUACUUAUUAGAUCGAGCUGGAUUCUUGAGAUACCCUUUGUUCAAAACUAUCAUUCUUUGUCGGUUGAUCUUAUCAAUCUAGCGGUUACUUCGGUUUUACUCCUAUGAUUAAUCGGGCAUGUUCAUUUCCAUUGCCGGAGUAUUUGACAUUACGGGUGUCUCUUUGGCCCUACA